ACAAAAACAUAUGAUUGCUGGUUUAUAUGUUCAUUUCAAAGGCGAUUGCAUUUGGUUGAUAUUUUAAAAGUGGAAAUAGAUAACAAGUGAAUGAAAUAAUUCGCAAUAGUCGCAAUAGCCAUAGUUACAAGUUUACAUGUCGAAACUUCAUAUAUUUGGACGUUAUCAACUGUGAUGACAUGACCAGACACUAAAUCACACACACACACACACAACUACAAACAAACGAAAAAAAACCUUGUUAUUUGUUUCUGUUUGUUGCCGAAGUGUCAAAUCAUCAAAGAAGAACACUAAUAAUAUAAUUGAUUCAUUGGCAUUUUUGUGCCAGUAAAUAUGAAAAUUGAUUAUGUUUUUUUUGCAGGUAGUUUUAAGUGGCAUGUUCGUAAGUGCAGCUCCAUUUUGUGUUGAUAUAUUUUUUCUACUCAGUGGCACUUUAACCAGUUUAACGAUAUUGAAGCAGCUGAAACGAACGAACGGCAAAUUGAAUUUAGCUUCACUCUAUUUACAUCGGAUUCUGAGGUUAAUUCCAUUGUUAGCUGGAACAAUCUUGUUUAUGGUUUCGUUGCUCCGAUUCUGUGGAAGCGGCCCAGUGUGGUACGAAUCAGACUCAUAUCGAACCGACUGCGAGUCGAAUUGGAGGUCAACAUUGUUACACAUUCAGAAUUAUUUGAAUACAGAUUCAUACAAUCAUAAUAUGUGUAUUGGACAGUCAUGGUACCUAGCCGCCGAUUUUCAUCUAUUUUUAAUCGCUCCAUUCUUCGCUUAUUUGCUACGAAAGUAUGAAUGGAAAAUGGUUCCCGUCAUAGUUGUUUUGCUAGCAUGCGGAGUUUUGUUGUUGGUGUUUUCAUGGCCAUUGAAUAGCACGAAUCCACGUGGAACGCAUUCGCGUGGUCAAUGUCGAUUGUCAUCAUAUUACUGACGAUUUUUGGUCAUUAUCCGUUUCGUCAGCAGGACAUUGACACGUCGCCAAUUCACUUUGUACUGUUCUUAUCGUUUGGCCGAAUAUUAUGGACCGUUGCGAUUGGUUGGAUUCUGUUCGCAUGUCAUUUCGGCUACGGAGGACCAGUCAAUACGGUUCUCUCAAUGCCGCUCUGGAGUCCUCUCUCCAAGCUUACCUACGCCAUUUACAUCACCCAUGAUUUUGUCAUAGAGAUGAUAAUGGCAAGUGGCCGUUUUCCACUAUAUUUCACAAGAGUUUCAAUGUUCUACUCGAUUGUUGGAAACUAUGGUCUCAGUGUGUUGGUUGGUUUGGUGUUCUUCGUCAUGUUUGAGAGUCCUGUCUACGCACUCGAACCACAUAUUAUGAGAAUUCUACUUCCAGCAAAGCGCCAGCCAAAGGAUAAAACAGCCACCUGAGAAAGAACGGAUAACUUUUGAGCUUGAAAACAGUAUUUAGAUUUUUCCUAAAAUUAUGAUUUGAUAGACCGUUAGUUAGAAACAAAUAAA
Sitodiplosis mosellana (orange wheat blossom midge) is the source of this 1446-nucleotide messenger RNA. Its product is annotated as O-acyltransferase like protein-like. Lineage: Eukaryota; Metazoa; Arthropoda; Insecta; Diptera; Cecidomyiidae. The coding region runs from base 347 to 919 and encodes 190 amino acids. The record is from RefSeq and is a predicted model, not a curated record. The transcript is spliced from 5 exons. Gene Ontology annotation, molecular function: acyltransferase activity, transferring groups other than amino-acyl groups.